UAUAGCCUACUUAGAUGUAUGUUUCAUUUAUUUUAUUUAAGAGAUCGUACAUUUGAACUAUAUUAAAUAAAUUAUGUAGGCUAAUAAAGAGGCGUUUCUUCACAAAAUAUGAAAAGCUUCAUAACAGAGCUGGUUGAAGUGAUCAGUGUGCGUGGGGAGGCGUCAGUGUGAGAAUGAGCUGCGCGCGAUGUGUGUACUUUCAUAUUUUACACUGUGAAGCGCGUGAGUCGAUCACUACACUCUGGAUGUACCUGCUAAAGAAACACCUUUCAAGGCGCCCAUGGCGGAAAACGGGACACCUUAGUUCCCAACUUUUAAUCUAACAGGAGUAUUGUUGCUUGUUGCAGAGUCUGGAUUGUUGACAUGGCAGUAGACGCGGCCUCCAGUUUUACUUUCUGUCGUCCUGCGGUGGAGUACAGGGCUCUUCCAGAGGACUUUAAGUACCAACUGAGUCGUUGUGCAGGUGGAAACCUUACCUGGCAUGAAGGGCACAGCCGCAAAACAGCCGGCGGCCGAACGGUCAAAUUACUCCAACAGCCUGGAACCGAAGGACUGCAGUUACAUUCAGGUGACUCAUACUCUGUUUACCACACCAGCCCAACCUUGCCGUGUCUCUCCAGGCCAGUGGUUUUGUGGUCUCAGCAGGAUGUGUGCAGAUGGCUGAAGAAACACUGUCCACACAACUACUUGACCUACGUUGAAGCCUUCUCCCACCACGCCAUUACAGGUCGUGCUCUCCUGAGAUUGAAUGGCGAGAAGUUAGAACGGAUGGGUUUGGUUCAGGAGACUCUGAGACAAGAGCUUCUCCAGCAGGUUCUGCAACUACAAGUACAAGAGGAAGGGCGCAACUUACAGCUGCUGAGCAGAGGGCUAUCUGGAAACCUGUCAUAGCUUCAACCAUGCAUGGGGCAGUUCUACCAGACUGGCUGCACUCUGAAGGGACAUAAAUGUGUCUGGUCAGACUUAGGCCAGAGACAUUUGACUGGAGCUGUCAUGGACUGGGACAUGGGGACAGGUUUCAGUUAUAUAGCUCAACCCCCACAUUCUCACUAUGCUUAAAGAAAACUCAUACCAGAUGAGAGCUUUCAUGUGCACUCAUGAUUUAUCUACCCUAAAUCUGCUUCGAAAUGCAUACAUAAAAUGCAGAGGAAUCUCGAAUCUUCAUAUCUGAUAAAGGAGGACCCAGCUGGCUGUACCAAAGAACUCCGAUCCACUUUAAAGACCUUCUACAAUGAUGUCUGGUAAUACUUGUCAUGAACUUUGCCACAGAAACAGGCUUGCUAACUAUUUUCUGCUGGAAUGUGACCUUGCCAGACGUGCCCUCAAACGUGCCCGUCAAGACUGUGGUAGUACGUAAGAAAAAUGCGUCCGGUUCCUGCAGUGUGCUGGGAAUCAUUUGACAUUAGAGAUGAACCUAAAUAAUUCAAACCUGUAUUUGUACUGUGAACCCAACUGGACAGCCUGUUUUAGUGGGUUGUACUUUUUCUUCUGAAAACUUAGUUUCUUUUUAUCUUCAGAUGAUUCUGUUCUAGGAAUGAAAAGAUAAAAAACUAGUUCCCCAUGUGACAAUGACGGCAGCAUUUACAGUGAAAUGACAAGUAUCUUUGGUCACAAAAGGCUGUUUAUGUUGUGUAAAUUACAAAGCUCUGUAAGUGUCUGAGAAUUGCAGAUGACAGAUGUAAAAAAAACAAAAACAAUGAUGUGCUGCAUUGUAGCCUAAAAAAGACUCAAGUGUGGACCUGCCCAAAAGACCAUUCAAAAAACCCACAUCAAAACAUCAAGAUGAUACAGUGUGACAACCUGAAAGUGUUUUUGGACACGCAAAACGGCGUAAAUGUGUUAUUUUGUGAAGACUUUGAUUUCAAGUAAUGAUAGGAUUCUGAGUUCUAGUGUUGUGACACCAUGACUCAGCUUGUGAUAUAUUAGAUUUGAUUAUAAAUUUCCUGUCAAGGUUAGGCAGAAACAUUCUUCUAAUACUGUGUGUAGUGCAUUGGCAUUUAAGUUACUUUACAGGCAACAUUUUCUACUGAAAGAGGCUAAACUAGUUUGCGAAAAGCAAACUGAUUUGUCAUUUAAAAAAUAGGGAUUUUUUUGUUUUUCAGUCAGUCACAAUGUGCUUUUACCUGAGGACAGUGCUGUUCAUGUUAAAUCUGCAUUGUACAUUCCAGAAUGCACUGUUGCAUUUUUACAUGACAUACCCUUUACCGAAAGAAACAUUUGCAUUUUGUCAUAUAUUUGUAUGGUUUCCAGACCUACAGUUAAGGACUGUUCUAACUGAUCAUAAAAGUUAUAUAUUAAAUUGAUUUGUGAUUUUACGAUUUAAAUUAAUCGUGCAUAUUUGUGUAUUUGACAUUGCAUCCAGGUAAUUUUGCUUCUUACAAUGAUUAUUUUCGAACAUAUUAUACAUGACACGUUGUUUAUGAUUGUUAUGAAGCAACAUUUUUUCCAUUUCCUUUUAUACUUUUUGUUUGUGUGUAUGAGUUUGUGUGUGAUAUGGGAAUUAGUUCAGAGAUAAUACUCCCAGCUCAAGCUGUUUUGUGAACUUUUUAUUUAAAAAUAAAGUAAGCC
Messenger RNA from Onychostoma macrolepis, 2568 nucleotides. RefSeq names its product sterile alpha motif domain containing 10a (gene samd10a). Lineage: Eukaryota; Metazoa; Chordata; Actinopteri; Cypriniformes; Cyprinidae. Bases 364 to 891 code for a protein of 175 amino acids. Gene Ontology annotation, biological process: cell surface receptor protein tyrosine kinase signaling pathway. Gene Ontology annotation, molecular function: protein binding. The record is from RefSeq and is a predicted model, not a curated record. Gene Ontology annotation, cellular component: cytoplasmic side of plasma membrane. The transcript is spliced from 5 exons.